AUGGCUUACCAAUUAGUAUACUUUCCUGGACCCGGCAGAGCAGACAUUAUCAAGUUGAUCGCAGAACAUUGUGCAAUUCCAUACGAAUUUAAAUCAAUUUCAUUUGAAGAUGGAUCCUGGACAUCUACUCAACCAAACACAAGAUAUGGUCAAUUGCCUUCUCUCAAAGUUGAUGAAGAUUUCACACUCUAUCAAACCAUUCCUAUUGCUCGAUUCUUAGCCAAGCAAGCAAAUUUUCAUCCAACUGAUGAAAGAAAUCAAGCCAUUCUCGAAGAAUGCGUCUCUGCUAUUGAUGAAUUAACCAAUCACGUUAUCAGAAUUGUCUAUUUUACUUCCGAAGAUAAGAAGGAGGAGGAACGAGUUAAAUUCCAAAAUGGUUGGUUGAAACUCAUCAUGAAAGGAUUAAAUUCUCACCUCAUCAAGAAUAAUGGCAAUCUAGUUCCGGGAGGAUUGAGUUGGGCCGAUUUAUACUUGUACGAUUUAUUAUCAUACUUGGAUUUGUAUCGAUUUGAAGUGGUUGUUGAUGAUUCCAAGCUUGAAACUCUGAAGGCAAAUGUAUUGAAGAGUGAGAGAGUUAAAGCCUACUUGGAAAGUCCAAGAAAUCUUAAAAAACAUUAA
Molecule: messenger RNA, 618 nt
Organism: Naegleria gruberi
Lineage: Eukaryota; Heterolobosea; Eutetramitea; Acrasida; Naegleriidae
Exons: 2
Coding region: 1-618 (205 amino acids)
Biological process (GO): glutathione metabolic process
Molecular function (GO): glutathione transferase activity
Source: RefSeq, a predicted model, not a curated record